ACAUUAUAUACCAUGUGGACUACAGUGUUAUUGUAUGCGUGUGUGCGUGCGUGCAUGUACGUGUGUGCGCACCGUAGAAAGACAGUAGUUGCCAUGGCAACUGUAAACGUAGAGUUUCUCAACAACAGCCGUUAGUUUCAUGUACGUCGAAAAACUAGCAUCAUACCCGAGGAGCGUUUUCCCUUCUCAGGCGGCUUUCCUCGCAAUAAUGGACGAUGAACCUCGUCUAUCGGGGACAUCAGAGGUGGUCCCUCUUGCUUUUCCCAAAGGAGAAGCAAAGUUGUGUGAACUUUGUCAAGGAGAAGCGCGCCUGCGAUGCACCAGCUGUCGGGUGACCUUUUACUGUAACGCAGAGCACCAGCAGGCUGACUGGGUGGGGAUCCAUGCGAUAGUCUGUCAGUUGCUGGUCCCCAUUCGCACCUCGACACUCGAUGGUCUCCAGCAGGAUGGCCAGAGUCUAACAAAUCUUAAUAAGGUGAAGCUGAUUGAGACGUGCAGGUGGGUGGCUCAGAGCAAGCUGGCUGAAGGGAAGCACCAGGAGGCUCUGCCCGCCGCGCAGCUCUGCCUGCGCUCCUCCAAGGACUUCCAUGGCGCCAGGGCCGUCCAAGUGGUCCCGGCCUACCUGCUGCUGGCUGAGGCUAACCUCGGUUUGGGUAACCUCACCCAGGUGAAAGAGCUCCUGUCGCUCGCGGAGUGGGCGGUGUUGAAGAGUCCAAAACCCUCAGUGCACCAUCAGCUGCACAGGAUCCUGGGCCGCCUCCACACAGCGACUGGAGACCCGGAAGCGGCUCUGUUUAACUUUGCAAACGACAUAUACCUUUCCAGUGAGGUAUAUGGCCUGGACAGCACAGUCCCCUGUGGUGGCUACUUUCUCAUGGCCGAUGUGUUUGCCAAAAAGGGCAAGGUGCCCAUCACUCGUUCCUUGUACUCUAAGGUGACACAAACAUGGCACUGCCAUUUGACCAAACUCCUCAAAACCGACGCCCCAAAUGUCCAAAUUCCCGGCAGGUGGUUGGAGCCUUCCUAUGACAAAGCCCAAAGAGUCGAAGCGCAGAAUAUGUUGGAAACCAUGUUGGAGUUUGAGCAAAACUUCUCCAGAACAGACCCAGGUCAGAUCGCACUGGUGGCCCACUGCCUGGCCAUGCUGUGGUUCCUCAAAGGAGACUCCCUGAAGGCCCGGAGCUUCGGCAGCACAGCCCUGGAGGCCAGUCACCUGAUACCGGACCAUGACCUGACAGAACCCAUCCAGGGCCUGCUGCAGCUGGUGCAGAGUCUGCAGGCAGAAUCGCCCCCUGGUUCGGACUAGUCACAGCACCCGCCCCGCCGAUCCUGCCAAUCACACCUAGGCUUCGCCGGGGAGCCUCUUUCGCCCGGCAAGAACUCACACCGGGACAAAUGUUGAAACCGAUUCAUUAGUUGGGACUUUUGGUGUGAUUUAGGAUUUAUCCAAAUGUUGUCAUUUGUAUGUGGAUGAUGCAAACAGAAAUGGUGCUUAUUAACGUACCUUUGAAAAACAAGUAAAAACAUUUUCAUGUGGAUAUAAGGACACAGCUCUUUCAUUGGUUUUGAAUCACUUGUCUUUAUUUGAUUCUAAAAAAAAAGAUAUAAAUUUACAUCAUAAUGCACGUUUGUAAAUAACAUGAUUUUGGGAAUCAUUUUGGAACACUGUCAGAAUGAUACAGAACAGGAUCAUGGAGUCAUCAUCGAUUCACCAUCUUAUGC
Molecule: messenger RNA, 1722 nt
Organism: Pungitius pungitius (ninespine stickleback)
Lineage: Eukaryota; Metazoa; Chordata; Actinopteri; Perciformes; Gasterosteidae
Gene: zmynd12
Product: zinc finger, MYND-type containing 12
Exons: 8
Coding region: 140-1306 (388 amino acids)
Molecular function (GO): protein binding
Source: RefSeq, a predicted model, not a curated record